Cladocopium goreaui is the source of this 3762-nucleotide messenger RNA. The record is from the annotation of a GenBank genome assembly. NCBI's taxonomy places the organism in Eukaryota, Dinophyceae, Suessiales, Symbiodiniaceae.
AUGGCCAGGAAAGGAAGCACUGACCAUUUGCGCUUCGGCGUGCCCGAUACUGCACCGGUGAAGCCGACCGACCUCUCGGCACGGGAGAUUUCCAUCACCCUUUCCAUGAUCUACGCGGUCAGCUUUUUUGAAGGAGCUGACAUGCAGCUUUUGCCUGCAUCUUUCCGAGCACUGGAGGGAGACCUGGGUUUGUCUCCAACGACCUUGGCUGCAUCCUCCUUGAUGCAAACGCUUACCUGCGCGACAUUCUCGGUUUUUUGGGGCGUACUUUUGGACAACGGCAUCCUGUCUCCUCAGCAAGUGCUUUUUAGUGGCUGCAGCGGAUGGGGCGUGCUCACCCUUCUUUUGGCCUCAAUCACUGACACUAGCUGGAUCUUGGUGCUCCGUUUGUUCAACGGGAUUGCCCUAGCUACGCUUUCGCCCACGACGCAGACCCUGAUAGCAGACCUGACACCUCCACAGGAGCGAGGACGGGCCUACAGUUGGUCUGGCUUUUCUAUGGCCAUGGGCUGCAUGAGCACUGCCAUGAUCACCACCACCAUCUCGCAGAGGAGGAUUUUUGGCCUGUAUGGUUGGCGAGUAGCGUUCGGCAUAGCGGCUGGACUGAAUGGUCCAGAUUCUGAGCGUGACAUCUUGGGAGUGGGAAUUCUUAGCAUUUUCUUGGGCUAUGCCGUGAAGAAGUUGGUCAGGCUACCAACCGAUUCGCACAUUGCCGAUGAGACGAUGUAUGGCUCCAUCAGCUUCUCCAAAGAGUUGCGCACGGUGAUGUCUUUCUUCGAGGUGUGGACGUUCUCGGUCAUCGUCCUGCAGGGUUGCUUCGCGUGCAUCCCAUGGACGGCCAUGAGCUUCGCCACGAUGUUCUUGCAAUACUCAGGAGUACCUGACUUGACGGCAGGAUGCAUUUCUGGACUGAUGCUCUUGUGCGGCUCCUUUGGGGCUUUGCUUGGCGGCUACAUUGGUGAUGGACUCACAAAGCACCCGUUGAGUCGUUUUCAAGGCCGGCCCUUCACAGCUCAGUUGUCAGUUUGCAUUUCGAUCCCUGUGGCCCUGUUGUAUUACCACUUCGUUCCUCACAGCCCGGAGGGCAUUCCAUAUUGGACCGGACUUGUGGUGGUCUUUGGCCUUUGUGCCACCUGGUGUGAUUACGGCGUCAAUCGGCCCAUGCUCUCUGAAGUCGUCGCGCCCCAACAUCGAGCGAGGAUCCUAGGAGUUCUGUGUGCAGCGGCAGGGACGGCUGCUGCCUUUGGUGGGCCUUUGGUGGCUCUUGUUUCUGAGGCAUUCUUUGGGUACAAGACGCAGCGGAUACCCAUCAGUCAGGUUCCGGAGGACAUCAGAAAGAUUAACGCUGAUGCUUUGGGCAAUGGUCUGACUUUAGUGUGUUGCAUACCAUGGACGAUUUGUUUGAUCUUCUACACGGCUUUGCAUUGGACCUAUGAAGCAGAUCAUGCUCAGCCUGCGCCUCCCCUGAACUUUGGGUAUGGCCAAGCAGCGCAGCCGCCCUAUGGACAGCCAAGCCAAGCCAUGGGACAAGCUUAUGUCCCACCGCCAGCAUAUGGCCAGCAGGCCUUUAGCCAACAGGCCUUUGGCCAACAGGGCUAUGGCCAACAGCAGGCCUUUGGCCAAGCCUAUGGCCAGCAGGCCUAUGGGCAACAGGCCUAUGGCCAACCGGCCUAUGGACAACAGGGCCAUCACCAAGGCUAUCAGGCCUUUGGCCAGCCUCCCUUUGGGCAAAUGCCGCAGGCUUAUCAGCAGCCAUAUGGUCAAGCUUUUCCUCAGUCUGAUGUUCAGCAGAGUGCCACACAGCAACUGGAAGCAUUGAGACAAUCCCUGGGUGGUAUGCCAGGAGGUCUUGGAGGUCGAGCUGCUAGUCCAGCUAGUCCAGCUCCACCUGCUGAUGGCUGUACCUCCAACCCGCUCUUUGCGAAGCUGCACAGCACCCUGCAGAAGUUGGCUUUGCUUGAGCAAGAUCCCGUAGAGGCGUCGUUCCAAAUCCACGAAGCUUGGGAAGAGAACCCUGCCAUCUUUGACGAAUGCCCUGCUGGAGUGGUGACGGCUUUGGUCUACCUGAGCAUAGCCCAGGAUCGGGACUGGAAGUAUCGUCUCCUCCACCGAGCAACAUACAUGCUUUACUCCACGCCUGGGCUGCAGAUGAGAAUGGCAUCAGGCCGUUGGCCGAUGUCUGACAGGCUCAUUCGAACCAUGUGCCAUAAUUCUGAGGUCAUGAACAAGCUGCCAUUGAAACUGGCAGAAGUUGAGGUGCAUGGAAGCACUGCGGCCUCGCAACAGCUGGGGGUCAUCAAUAGCGAUGAGGCCAUGGAGCUGUCGAUGAGGCACAAAGACACAGUCGCUGUGCACUUCAAAACUGUGCUCUUCUACCACUUCUACCACCAGGAGCGUUCACCCUGUGCAUGCAGAACGCGCUCUUGGUGUCUCCCGUUCUGGACCAGGUUCUUGACCAACAGUAGUGUAGAUGUGUGGCUCGCUGCACGUGAUGAACAGAAGACGCUGUUUCGGAUGGACCGAAGUGGCUGUCUUCGCAACACAGGUCACAGUUUGUCAUCCAACUUCUUUGCCGAGCCCAUUGAUUUAAUGUUUGUCUUUGAGAUCAACGCCUUCAUGCAUCCCAUUGCGCGUGUGAUGCCCGCUAAGCGGGUGCUGCUGUAUCCCACGUACGACCUCUCAGAUGACCAGAUCUCCAACUUUGAGGAUUUGGGUGUAUCGGUGCUCCCGGAUGAUGCGAUCCUGAAGCCUCCGAACCCGGCCUUCCGAAAGAUUCUGGAGGAGGCUGUUGCAAUGCGGCAAGCUCGGCUACAAAGGCCCAAGGACAGACUGCUGCUUCUACCGGCGGACAUUCGGCCCAUCAAGGGCCAAUUGGACUUCUUGGCCGGUUUAGUCUUUGAAGGGGCACGACGUCCUUCUGCUGUGCAAAGAUUGCGCGGCCUUACCCUGGUGGUGGCUGGUGGCUGCGAUGGCAACCAGACCUACUGUGCCGAGGUCGUGGCCAUGACACAGAAGAUCAAUGCGGAAAAGCUGCUGAACGUCGUCGUAGCGGAUCAGCUCAAGGACGAGGAGUUGGCACAGCUCUUCACAGCAUCUUUGGGAGUGGUGCUACACCCUGUCAUCGACUGCAAUCCUCGGGUCGUCUACGAGGGACUCCUGACUGACACCCCUUUCUUUGCCACAGAGAGUGCACGGCUGCCAGCAGCUGUGCAACACCUAGGACAUGUGACUGAUGGAGAUCCCGGCAUGGUGGCGGAACGGUUAGCCGACUUCGUGGAUCUCAGUGAGGCUGGCGGCUUCACCGGCCGCGCGCGAGACUUUGCCCAGAAGCACCUCAACGAGGUCGCGGUUCCUUUCAAGGUGGACAAUUACCGGAAGGUGCUGGAGUGGAUGGACAAUAAGUACAUCAGUGGAAAGGUGUCUGAGCCCACCAUCAGGGGUGAGGAGGCGCUCGAUGGCCUUGGGGGUCUUGGUGGCAACUUGGCCAGCAUCCUUUCAGGUGCUGGUGGCGGCCUUGGUGGUAUUGGUGGCCUUGCUGGUCUUGGUGGUCUUGGAGGUGGCGUUGCCAGCCCACCACCACAGCGCGCAGCAGGAGGAGGCAACAUGGGUUUCAACAUCCGGGAGCCGGUGCGACGAUGAAGUGAUGGUGAUGACACGGUACUGUGCCCUUUGCGCCGUUCGCGUUGGGACUGACCAACUGGUUUUGAACUUCACGUUGAAAGGGCUCUUGGAACAACACAAGCUACUUUCACAGCCCACAAC